This is a messenger RNA of Peromyscus eremicus (cactus mouse), 2273 nucleotides long. It is a transcript of the gene Znf408, whose product is annotated as zinc finger protein 408. The coding region runs from base 93 to 2240 and encodes 715 amino acids. NCBI's taxonomy places the organism in Eukaryota, Metazoa, Chordata, Mammalia, Rodentia, Cricetidae. The record is from RefSeq and is a predicted model, not a curated record. The transcript is spliced from 5 exons.
GGAAGUCAAGGACUGUUUCCGACAGGAACCGGACCAAAAUAAAACCGCUCACUUCCGGCAAAGGGGUGGUGGCGGGAGCUCUCUGAUCCAGGAUGGAGGAGGCGGAAGAGGUUCUCUUGGGGAAGACACUGCCGCUCCCCCCCGAGCCGCGCCUGGGCCAGGACUCAGGAUGGAGCCCUUCUGCAGAAGGCUUUGCUCAGGGCCUCAAAGACUUCCUCCCUGGUACGAACCCUGCCAUACUUGCUCUAAAGAGUCUCCCCCAGGGCUUGGCCGUGGGCCCCUCCCGCGCCAGGAAACAGCACUUGGGGGUCUGGUGUGUCGGAGAGCCCCUUCAGCUCGGACUGCAUUGGGGACCUCUGGAAGUGGACUCCGUCUUGGAGGAGAAGGGCAAGGGAGUGAAACGACCGCACGAGGAGGACCUGUCACUAGGCUGGUCGGGAGCCAUACGCACCUGGAAGCAAAGUUCAGCUUGGAUCAGUUUGGUGCAGCGAUCUAGGCUGCAGAGUGAUGGGAAUGUGUCCUUGGUUUGGAUCCAUGAGAAGCUUCACCUGCAGGUGUACCAGACUGUGUUGCCAGGCUCUGAGGUGCUGCUGUGCCCACAGCCCCCCUCCAAGAGCCUAAGUGUCAUGCACCCCCACCCCGGGCUAGAGGAGGAAGCAGCUGCAGUGGGGGCAGCCGAAGAGGAGUCUACUGUACAGGAGGAAGUGGCCUCCCCCCGAGAGGAUGCAGCAGAGUCUUGCACAGAUCCUGGUCAUGAGUCACCCCAUCGUCUCCGAGGAGAAAAUGCUCAGGUAGGUUCUGGACCUGUGGCCCAAAACGGAGAUCAACCUUUCAAGGAUAGCCAACCCCUUGGCUUGUUACUUCAAGAUGAUGCCAUGGAUAAGGAGUGCCUACCACAAACACCACCUGAACUUCAGGGCCACUCAGCUACCCGGAAGAGCCCAGAGAGCCAUGAAGCCAGUUUAUUAACUCCCAGAGGGCCCCAGGUGCAAACCUGCCCAGCCAAGAAGUUACAGGUCUCCAGCAGUGAGUGCCUGUCUACAGUAAAGAUCUCAGAGCCCAGACCCCGGCUCCCUAACUUCCCCGUAGGGCUAUGCAGCCCUCCUGACCCAGCCGGAAGCUCCUCAAAGCAGGGGCGACGAUACCAGUGUGGGGAGUGUGGCAAGGCAUUCCUGCAGCUCUGCCACCUCAAGAAACAUGCGUUUGUGCACACAGACCAUAAGCCCUUCCUGUGCACUGAGUGCGGCAAGAGUUAUAGCUCCCAGGAAAGCUUCAAAGCCCACAUGCUGGGCCAUCGAGGGGUGAGGCCCUUCCCUUGCUCACAGUGUGACAAAGCAUAUGGUACCCGCAGAGACCUCAGAGAGCAUCAGGUGGUCCAUUCAGGUGCCCGGCCCUUUGUGUGUGAGCAGUGUGGCAAAGCCUUUGCUCGCCGACCUUCCCUGCGGCUACACCGGAAGACCCACCAGAUGCCAGAUGCCCCUUCCCCGUGCCCAUGCCCAGUGUGUGGGCGGCUCCUAGCCACCCAGGGUUCACUGCGGAACCACAUGAGGCUCCACACUGGGGAAAAGCCCUUCCUGUGCCCACACUGUGGCCGAGCAUUCCGCCAGCGGGGCAACCUCCGAGGGCACUUGAGACUGCACACAGGAGAGCGCCCGUACCGAUGUCCACACUGUGCCAAUACUUUCCCCCAGCUUCCCGAGCUCCGGCGCCAUCUCAUCUCCCACACUGGUGAGGCCUACCUGUGCCCGGUGUGUGGGAAGGCCCUCCGAGACCCACACACACUCCGUGCUCAUGAGCGCCUACACUCGGGGGAAAGGCCCUUUCGGUGCCCCCAAUGUGGCCGAGCUUACACACUGGCCACCAAGCUGCGCCGUCACCUCAAGUCCCACAUGACAGACAAGCCCUACCAAUGCCCUGUCUGUGGCAUGGGCUAUGCCCUCCCUCAGAGCCUCAAGCGGCACCAGCUCGGUCACCAGCAUGGAGUUUCCUCCAGCCCUUCUCUGCCUCCCGCUGCCUCAGAGCCCACCAUGGUUCUCCUACAAAGUGAUCCAGAGCUGCCGGACACAUGCAGCCAACAGGAAGUGCCCCCAAGUAGGGGUAUUGUGGAGGUCACCAUCUCUGAGGACCAGGAAAAGUGCUUUGUGGUACCCGAGGAGCCAGCCCCUAGCCCCAGCCUGGUGCUGAUCCACAAGGACGUGGGCUUUAGUGGCUGGGCCGAGGUGGUAGAGGCAGGCACCUGACACCUUCACCGUGUCCCCCGGCCCCAUCCCUAC